GAAUUUUUGACCGGCAGACAAAUCCAGCCUUUCUUCUCGAGGAGGGCCGCAAAACUACGACGUCAGGGGCAGUCGACAUGCGAGACCGACCUGGAGUCUAAUGAUGACGAUAUAGCUGCCAGCAGAAGAAGAACAGGCCUACGAGGACAUUCGUACGCUAGUCCUUAG
Messenger RNA from Paramuricea clavata, 168 nucleotides. The record is from the annotation of a GenBank genome assembly. NCBI's taxonomy places the organism in Eukaryota, Metazoa, Cnidaria, Anthozoa, Malacalcyonacea, Plexauridae.